This is a messenger RNA of Ichthyophthirius multifiliis, 4056 nucleotides long. RefSeq lists its product as hypothetical. The transcript is spliced from 10 exons. Gene Ontology annotation, biological process: axonemal central apparatus assembly. Lineage: Eukaryota; Ciliophora; Oligohymenophorea; Hymenostomatida. The record is from RefSeq and is a predicted model, not a curated record. Gene Ontology annotation, cellular component: axonemal central apparatus.
AUGCCUCCUAAAAAAAAAGACGAAGAAAUAAACACACAAGAUUUACCACCUUGGAUUUCUUUAAAAGUAAUAUUAAAAUAUCAAGGAAAAAAAUCCCGUUACUAAAAUCUUAUCCAAAAUCUAAAAAUUAAUCCAAAAUAAUUUUAAAAAAGCAUUUUUGUUGAAGAAAUACUUGAAUUUGCAAAAGAAAAAGGAUUAUAUGUUAAUCCAAAUAGUUUAAAUGAAAAAUAAAAAAAAGACCCGAAAUAAAUAGAAUCAUUAAAUACUUAAAUAACUCCUUAAUUAUUAGCAUAAUCAUUCAAUUAAUUAAUUUAAGAUUUAGAUAUAAAAGGAAGAUUAGCAAAAAAAAAACACUUGAAGGGAAAGAAGAAAAACCUGAUUUAAAAAAGAGUUAAGGAAGCUAAAAAAGACAAUAAAAAAGUUGCAAAAAAUGAUAUAGUAGAAGAUGAAAUUAAAAAAGAAGAAGUCAAAAACGAAAUCGAAUAUUAAAAAGUGUUAGAUAUUAUUUAUUUUUUGAGUGAUUUUCCAAAAUUAGAAGAAAUUUAAUUUAUAGAAUAGGAAAUUAAUAUAGUUUUUUACAUAAAAGAAUCAUAUUAGCAUAAUAAUGAAGAUUUUAAUAAUACACUACUCAAUUAAAAAAAUAAUUUCGAGGAAGAUUUGAAAGAAAGAAUGAAUGACUUUAUAGAAAAUAAUAAUAAUUAAAAUGGUAUUUUUUUAAAAAAAAUAUAAAUUAUAUUAUAAAAAAAAAAAGAAAACAAAAAAAACAUACCAUAAUAUGAUGAAGAAGACAUUAUAUUUAUAUUAGAAAAUUAGAAAUAUAUAGAAGAAUUUAAAAAAUAAUGUAAAAAAAACUAACAUAUGAAAAAUUCUUUCGUCCGAAACUUAAAUUUUCCAAUUAACAUAAAAAAAGAAGAUGAAUCUCUCUAAAACUUUACCGAAAAAUUAAUAUAAAAUAUUUUUUAAUUUUCUAUUGACCUUUGCGAAUACCAAAUAUGGCUGUAAAGUAAACCUUUGUAAAAACUAUGUCCUAAAGAAUACCAAGAAACAAUUAAAAAAUAGCAAGAAGAAGAGGAUUUAAGGCUCAAAGUUUUAAAAGAAUAAUAAGAAAAAGCCUCAAAAGUCGAACUAGAAUCUAAAAACAAAAAAGGAGCAUAAAAAGAGACUAAAAAAGAUACCAAAAAAGUUGAUGAACCAAAAUAAAUAAAAGAAGAAAAAAAAAUAGAAACGAUAGAAAAACCGCCUGAAAUAAUCCAAAAACUUUAAGAACCUUUUUUCCAGUAUUUUAAUUAAUUAAAUGAAAUUGAUCUUUAAAAUACCACAACAGGAAUUAUAUUGGAAUGUGUUUUAGACAAUAUAGAAUAGAAAGAUGGAGUCUAAAAAAUAAACGGAUAAAAUCAAAUUUAAGAUAUAAUAAACGAUAUUUAAAGCUUUAUUAAUUUAUAAAAUGAAAAUCAAAUAUAAAAUUAUAAAAAGAAAAUAUAAUUAACUGAAAAAGAUAAGAAUUUUCCUUCCAAAACAAUUAUUGAUGAAAAUGAUUUGAUAGAAAAUAAAAGUUUUAAUUUACAUUUGAAUAAUUUUGAUAUUAUUUCUAUUAGAGAAAAAUCGUUAUUUAAAAAUAUUCUUUUACCAGGUGUUAAUAGAUUUUAAAUGCCCUAGUAACCAACUAAAAAUGAGCCUUAAAGAAAAGCAGAAAAAACUUAACUUUAUUCAUUUAUAACUUCUGAUGUUAUUGAAUUUGAAAGAAGAUAAUCAAUUUUUUUUUUUGAAAAAAUAGCUAAAGAAAUAGAAGCAAAUAGGGAUUGGGAUUUUAGUGACAGAAUUUAUAUGGAAAAAUAUGAUUCAAAUAAUUUAUCUUAAGUUUUAUAUCAAAGUCUUCUUUAUGAACCUUUUGUUUAUACAAAAUAUAAUGAAGAAUAUGAUAAUUUAUAUAUAAUUAUUUAUUUUAAAAACCCCCCGGGAAGGAUUUUAAGAAAAAAAUGGCGUACAGAAUGGCGAGUUAUACCAAAUAUCGAAAAUUGGAUUAAUAAUUUUAAAAGCAACCCUAAAAAUAUGCAAAAUAAUUUUUUUUAUGACAUAGAUAGUGAGAAAAUAGGAAAUAUAUACGAAAGUAUCAAAUAUAUGUAUCCAAAUGAUAAUUCAGUAAUUUUAGGUGAUAAAUAUUAAGUUGGAAAUAAUAUGUAUUAUAGAUAUAAAAUAAUUAAAGAAAAUGUAGUUUUUGGAAUAAACGAAACAAAUGAAGGACAAGCUUAAUUUUGGGCUUAUUUUGAAAACAAUUCUUAAUUGCUUAUAGAAUUAGAAAAUUUAACAAAGAAAAAAAAUUAAGAUUAUUCUUUAGUUUCAACAAUGAAUUAAUUAAAUGAAGAUUAAAAAUAAGAAUAAAAGCAAGAAGAAGUAAAGGAAGACUUGUAAAGUUAAAUAUCAAUAACAUUGCCAAACGGUUUACUAUUGAAAUUUUUACCUAAUGGAGAUGUAAUUUAAACUAAAUUAGACACCGAAAAAAAACAUUCAUAUAAAGACUUCGAAGAUAUAGUAACACCCCAUGAGGAAAAUAUUAAAAACACAGAAACUGAAGUAAAAAGGAUGAUUACAGGAAAAGGGAGUGUUAUAAAAUAUAUGAAAGAUGGAUCUACAAUUAUUCUAUACGCAAAUGGAAAUACAAGUUUUUCCUAAUAAAAAAAUGGUAUAUGGAUUACCACAAAUAACAAAGGUUUUAGAAAAGUCAAAAAUAAUAAAGAUAAUACAGAAAUACCUUUUUAAAAAUUAAAUAUUUAAGAAAAAAUAGAUCCUGAAUUAUGUUGUAAAAUAAUAAUUCGCGAAGAUCAAACUUUAAUAAUAACAUACAAAGAUGGUACUAAAUAUGUAAAGCAUCAGGAUGGAACUGAAAUAAUAACUUCUCCAAAAGGCGAAUAAAUAAUAGUUGAACACCCAUAAUUCGCUACAGUGAAAGUAUUAUUUGAUGAAGUUACAGCAAGAGCUGAUACAGUAAUUGGAAUGGGAAGUUCUUAUGCAAAUGUAGGUUAUUAGAAUCUUUUUGAAAGAUCAAAUGACGGCAGAGUUAUUGAAACAUAUAUUUAAGAUGGUACAAAAGUAGUUGGAUAUACUGAAAAAUAAGAAUUACCUGGAUAUAAUUAAUGGAUAAAAAAUUUCAUUUAUUUAAUUUACAUGUAAGAUGGAAGUAUAUGUAAAGUACUCGAUAAUAGCGAAAUUGUGUUUAUUUCAGCUGUAGAUAGGGCAUCUUUAAGAAAAAACUCAGAAAAUGAUAUAUAAUAUUGGUUGUAACUUUUUUGUAUCCGUGAAGAAAGAAAAGGAGGUGUAUAUUCUGGAAAUUUAAUCCAGAAAUGUAUAUGGACGAAAGAUGAUGAAGGCAAUUUCUUCGAAAUAAAAAGUAAUGGAGAAAUAUCUACAAAAAUAGCAGUUUCUCUUAAUUUAAAUCAAGAUUAAUUUCAAGGCAUUCCUUUUGUAAGACCUUCUACUCCUGAAUUUUAACAAGAAGAGUAUAUAGAAGAAGAAAAUAAAUUCCUACCUUAACCUCCUACUUGGAUUCCUGUGAAAUUAUUUGUAGUUUAAAAUGAUAAUACAGGAUAUUAACUUUUAAAUGAUGAAUAAUUAAAUAAUUACAUAAAAUUGAAAAAUGAAAAUAAAAAUUGUGUAAAAAUAGAAGAAAAAAUAAAUUCAACUUAAAAUUGUACUUCUAUUAGUUAUAUUACUCAAAUUCUUAGUAUAGAAGAAUAAAAAAUUAAAUUUAUUAAUCCUAUAAUUCCCAAAAUAUUGAAUACCAUUCCAAGUACAUUAAAACAAUAAACAGAAGUUUAAAAAAAAGCUUAUAAAGUCAGAAAUUUAUUGAAAUUUUAAAAUUUUAAUCAGCAUUUGAGGUAGUAAUAUUAAAAAGAUUUAGAUAAUUAUAAUUAAUGGAAAAUUAAAUAAUAAUAAUUAAAAUAAAGCCUUAAAGUUAUUUAAAAAACAGAAGAAUAAAAAGAUGCAGAAUACCAUAUAUAACUAAAAAUUUAGUAGAAACUUAAUUAAAAUUAAUAGAUACUUUAAAAUUCUAAUAAAUGA